CUAUUGGACUAUAUCAUAACUGGCUCUGAAAAUUUUUUCUCAUUUAUUAUCAGGCAAAUGAUAACUGUUAAUCGAGAUAUUCCAUUGCCUGGAGUGGUAGUAUACAUAUAUUAGGGAUAAAGAAGAAACCAAGCUGGUAAAUCCAUAAAUGCUGUUGACCUAUGGAGGACUGGAGCGAGACCAUCGACGAUAAUCGCGUAUAAAGUAUAAUAUAUAAUCGUUAGCUAGAAAUGGAAUUGUAAUAAAUGAUUCUUUAUAAAUCGCUGCUAAUAAUUCAGUAGUGAUGAAAAGCUGCACAAAAAAGUCACUUGUGCAAAAUGGAUUCUCACAAUAAUUCAAAUGGUCAAAUAAAAAAUAAUUUCUUUGCAGAAUUAGUUGGAGGUGCUUGUCCACGGAUAUGUCCAAUUGGCGGUGAGCCGGUAUGCGGUAGCGAUGGUAUUAUAUAUGCAUCACAGUGUGAAAUGCGGAAGAAAAUGUGCGGAAAAGUGGUAACAAUGGCAACUGAUAAAACAGCAUGCUUAAGAUCAUCAGGUAGUAAAUGUGAACACCGUUGCCCAACCGAUCAAGAUCCUGUAUGUGGGACUGAUGGUCGCACGUACCUCAAUAAAUGUAUGCUCAGGGUUGAAAUAUGCAGGGUGGGAAUUGAGCUCUCACAUCUUGGUCCAUGCAACAAUAUAUCAGCACACCGGGAAAAUUGUCCAGUAUCCUGUGAUCUUGCUCCACUAGAUGGGCCGGUUUGUGGAAGUGAUGGAAAUGUUUACAAGUCUACAUGUCAAAUGAAACUUCUCACAUGCAGACAAGGUGUAGUAAGAACAAAUAAAAAGCAUUGUCAGACAACAAGACACUGUCGGGAAUCUUGCUGGCGAGGUGCCAAGCCAGCAUGCGGCAGUGAUGGUAUUCUAUACGCUAAUACAUGUAAAAUGCGAGCAAAAAACUGUGGUAAACAUGUAUUCGAGGUACCUAUGUCUUUCUGCAUCACCAGAGAAAGAACAUCUGGGAGUGUUCCUAAUACCGCUUGCCCCCUCGAUUGUAACAAUGAAAAACAAGUUCAAGUUUGUGGAUCUGAUGGAAGUAUUUAUAAGAAUGAGUGUGAAAUGCAGAUGCUCAAUUGUGGACAAUCAAGAAGGAAAAUAACAGUCGUUGAUUUUGACAAAUGUCGAACACGUUUAAUAAAAUGUUCUAAACAACAACAAAAAUGUGGACAUGAUGUAGAUCCAGUGUGCGGAAGUGACGCUACUACUUAUCCUAAUCAAUGUCACCUGAAUGUCGCUAUUUGCAUGAAGGGAAUACAAUUGGCUCAUGUCGGCGAAUGUACGACCUUGAAAGAAAUCGAACAAUGCCCUGACGAUUGCAAUGAUGUUUUGGAGGAACCUGUUUGCGGUAGUGAUGGCAAUGUUUACCGAUCGCAAUGUCAUCUACGCCGAGAUACAUGUGGUCAGAGAGUAGUUUCUGUUCCAGCUCAGCAUUGUCGAACAACAGCACUAUGCAAUCAAAUAUGUAGUGGCGAACGUGCAUUCGUUUGCGGUUCAGAUAAUAAGCUUUAUCGCAAUGAGUGUGAAAUGAAGAGGGAUAAUUGCGGGAAACAUGUAUACGUAGUACCAAUGAAAAGAUGCGUACAAGGUUUUCUCUUUCGAGGGUGUCAAAAAAUUUGUCCUCCCUACUAUGAUCCUGUAUGUGGUACUGAUGGAAUGACUUAUAGUAAUGAAUGUUUCCUUGAAAUUGAAAACUGUCGCAGCACAAGUCGUGUUACAAAGCAGUACCAUGGAGUUUGUGGCCAACCUACAGAAGAACCUAAAAAUUAUUUAUAUUGAAUUAAUGGGAAAAAGACUGGUGAAAUUCAUUCGGAUCUAUUGUUGAUUAUCAUAUUGACAUGCAAGUCCAAUGGAAUACUUGCCGUUAGAGGAAAAAGACAAGAGUAAAGUGAAAUAAGUUAUCAUCAAUUUCUGCCAUUAUUUUGCAUUUUCAAAUCGUCUCAAUGAAAAAAAAUGUUCAUUUCUUAUUUAUUUAUUAUUAUUAUUAUUAUUAUUAUUAUUAUUGAACAUAUCUUGUCCAUUUUCAAGGAUUUAAAGAAAGGAGGAAAGACAAAAGCAGAUAUUUCUGCUUUUUCUAACAUGAUGAUGAUGAUGAUAUGAUAUUUUUCGUUUUGUGAUGUAUGUUCAUAUCCUUUAUUAUCAUCUUCUCAAUCUCAUUCUUAAAAAUUAUAGAUUUUUACUAUGAUUAUAAUAGAAAUGUCGUUUUUUUUUAAAUUUUGUUUUAUUGUAUUUAUCAUUCUUCAAAUCGGGUACAUUAUUAUUUAUUAUCAAAACAAAUGUAAAGAUCUUAUUAGUUUUAUUCAUGAACGCAUCUGUUCAUCCUUUUCACAUUAAAAAACAUAAUUAUGUUGCUUAUGUAUAAAAAAAUUUGUAUUCUCCUUGUCAUUUUUUUUUC
Molecule: messenger RNA, 2427 nt
Organism: Diachasma alloeum
Lineage: Eukaryota; Metazoa; Arthropoda; Insecta; Hymenoptera; Braconidae
Product: serine protease inhibitor dipetalogastin
Exons: 8
Coding region: 318-1811 (497 amino acids)
Biological process (GO): multicellular organism development; cell differentiation
Molecular function (GO): protein binding
Source: RefSeq, a predicted model, not a curated record